GCCAGGCGAGGCGGGGCGGGGCGGCCGGGCCGGUGGCGGGGCGCGGGCCGGGCGGGCCGCCAUGGGCAACCUGUUUGGCCGCAAGAAGCAGAGCCGGGUCACGGAGCAGGACAAGGCCAUCCUGCAACUGAAGCAGCAGCGGGACCGGCUAAAGCAGUACCAGAAGAGGAUCACCCAGCAGCUGGAGCGGGAGCGGGAGGUCGCCCGGCAGCUCCUGCGCGACGGCAGGAAGGAGCGGGCCAAGCUGCUGCUCAAGAAGAAGCGGUACCGGGAGCAGCUCCUGGACAAGACGGAAAACCAGAUCACCAGCCUGGAGACCAUGGUCCAGAGUAUUGAGUUCACCCAGAUUGAAAUGAAGGUGCUCGAGGGUUUGCAGGUCGGAAAUGAGUGUCUGAAUAAGAUGCACCAGGUGAUGUCCAUAGAAGAGGUGGAGCGGAUACUGGACGAGACCCAGGAGGCCGUGGAGUACCAGCGGCAAAUAGAUGAGCUGUUGGCAGGAAGCUUCACGCAGGAGGACGAAGAUGCCAUCCUGGAGGAGCUGGAUGCAAUCACUCAGGAACAGAUCGAGCUGCCAGAGGUUCCUUCGGAGCCUCUUCCCGAAAAGAAGCCAGAGAAAGUCCCCGUCAAGGCUGGGCCCAGGCAGGCGGAACUUGUGGCAGCCUCAUAACACGGCCUCCUCACAUGGGACUCGCAGGGACUGCCAAGGACUGGGGCCCAGAGAUUGGGUGCAUGGCCGGCCCUGACUGGGCUCCCAGGAGGCCGGCGCCAGGCCGGCCGGCCGGGUGCUGACGGAGCCGUUCGCACACAGGCGCCCUCUCAGGACGCCCACGGGGCGUUUCUGGGCGCCGCUGUCCUGCUCUCGUUUCUGGAUUAAAUGGCAACGUUCAAACUCUGCAGCCA
Camelus dromedarius (Arabian camel) is the source of this 900-nucleotide messenger RNA. RefSeq names its product charged multivesicular body protein 6 (gene CHMP6). The record is from RefSeq and is a predicted model, not a curated record. Gene Ontology annotation, biological process: vesicle budding from membrane; late endosome to vacuole transport via multivesicular body sorting pathway. NCBI's taxonomy places the organism in Eukaryota, Metazoa, Chordata, Mammalia, Artiodactyla, Camelidae. The transcript has 8 exons. Bases 62 to 667 code for a protein of 201 amino acids. Gene Ontology annotation, cellular component: multivesicular body; ESCRT III complex.